CACAGGACGCACAUGACGCUUUACAGAGCAGUGUGACCCCAGCUCUAGUAUUAGGCAUGGAGGCUCAGACUAAAACCAGAGUGGUCCUGCUGGCCUGUGGCUCCUUCAACCCCAUCACCAACCUGCACCUGAGGAUGUUUGAACUGGCUCGAGAUCACCUGGAAGACACAGGUCAGUACAGGGUGGUGAAAGGCAUCAUCUCUGCAGUGGGUGAUGCCUAUAAGAAGAAGGGUUUGAUUGAGGCCUGCCACCGUCUGGAGAUGGCCAGACUGUCCACGGAGAACUCCGACUGGAUCACAGUAGAUUCGUGGGAGAGCUCACAGCCUGAGUGGUUGGAGACUGCAAAAGUGGUUCGGCAUCACUAUGAGGAACUACAUACAGCAGAGCAGUACAAUGAUGAUGUGGACACUGUCAAGUAUGCAAAAAAGAGACGCAUGCAGGAGGAUUCUUUUGAGGGUGCAUCUGAGCACAAAAGGAGAGGCAACACUCAUCUGAUGCUGCUGUGUGGGGCUGAUGUCCUGGAGUCCUUUGGGAUCCCCAAUCUGUGGAAACAGGAGGAUAUCGCUGAGAUUUUGGGCCGCUAUGGUUUGGUUUGCAUCACCCGCAGCGGCAGCGACCCCUACAAGUUCAUCCACCAGUCAGACAUGCUGUGGAAGUAUCGCAAGAACAUCCACGUGGUCCAUGAAUGGGUGACUAAUGAGAUUUCCGCCACUCACGUGCGCCGGGCUCUUCGUCGAGGACGGAGCGUCAGGUACCUGCUGCCAGACAGUGUGGUUGACUACAUUCAAGAGCACGGCCUCUACACUGCCGAGAGCGAGCAGAAAAAUGCUGACGUGGUUCUAGCACCGUUUCAGAGAUACACAAGCACAUCGUCAAGCUGAGGAUGUUUACUGCUGCAGCUUUAAAAACAGAAGCAUAAGCUGUCUGCACUAAGUGCCGUGAGUUUACUGUGAACUGGAAACAAAUGAGACACAUCAAACAGUUAAUUUAAACUUCCACCAGUGCCUGCUCUACAGAAUAGUCAUUUUUAAAAUGUGUGUGUUUGUGUGUGUGUUUUUAAGAAGAUCGCUCAGACUUUCCAGUGUGAAGUGAUUUAGUAAUUGUUUUGUUAUUAGUUGUAAUUGCUACAAAUUAUCAUGUGUGUAUGGGAUAGUACAUGAGUAAGAAACUGAAUAACUGAGUACAAUAGUAGUUAAACCAGCUUUCAGGUCAACUAAAUGUCAUUGCUACAUUCUGGUGUGUGUUUAUUGAACUAGAGAUUCACAAUUUUGUGUGAAAAAGUCAGUGUACAUUUUGUUUGGUCUUGCAAAUAGGAGCAGGAACAAAUUAAUUUCCACUUGUUUCACCACGGUUUCUUUUUUCACUUGCUUCAGCAUUCACCUCCAGACACAUCUCAUGUUUUUUUACCUCAAGCAGGGUUUUGUCUAUGCACUCCCUCAGGCAAACACAGGCAUUAAUCACUCAGUGCUGCGGAUACCAAAGUGAAAGAGUGAUUUGUAUUGACUGCAAAUUGAAUAAA
Messenger RNA from Scomber scombrus (Atlantic mackerel), 1519 nucleotides. It is a transcript of the gene nmnat1, whose product is annotated as nicotinamide nucleotide adenylyltransferase 1. The transcript has 5 exons. Bases 57 to 881 code for a protein of 274 amino acids. Gene Ontology annotation, molecular function: nicotinate-nucleotide adenylyltransferase activity; nicotinamide-nucleotide adenylyltransferase activity. Lineage: Eukaryota; Metazoa; Chordata; Actinopteri; Scombriformes; Scombridae. Gene Ontology annotation, biological process: NAD+ biosynthetic process. The record is from RefSeq and is a predicted model, not a curated record.